Malurus melanocephalus (red-backed fairy wren) is the source of this 4735-nucleotide messenger RNA. RefSeq names its product small integral membrane protein 5 (gene SMIM5). NCBI's taxonomy places the organism in Eukaryota, Metazoa, Chordata, Aves, Passeriformes, Maluridae. The coding region runs from base 916 to 1161 and encodes 81 amino acids. The record is from RefSeq and is a predicted model, not a curated record. The transcript is spliced from 6 exons.
CCGUGGCAGGUCUCUGUUCCAGGGCUGCACUGUCCUUGUGAGCUCUUGCUCUGCCCCUUCAAUGCACACAAGAGAAAAGCUCCUUCCCCAGGGACUUGGAAGGAAACUGGGCUGCGUGAAGAAAAGUUACUUGUUUUAACAUUGCCCCAAACUAUCGCAGGGAGGKAAUCGGUUCAAGUUUCACUCCAGAAAAAGGCGUCAUUAAAAGGUAAAGAGGAAACUCCUCUCUCGGAGGAGAGGCACAGAGGAAGCCAGCAACAAGUGCCGGCCCUUGGGCGCCCCGGGGAGCUGGCAGCGGCUCUGGCUCAGCCUGCGGUGGCUCCUCUCCCUCCCUCUUUGGCACACAUGUAACACGAAACUUCGCAUCUCCACGACAACCAGCAACAAGGRGAAAAAAAAAAAAAAAAGGCAGAGACAACAGCUGGCUGUCAGCAGCGGAGCAGAGAGGAGCCGAGCGAGCAGCGAGCCGCAAGCCAGGAUGAGGGGAGAGAUGACGUGAAAGUUGAAGAGGACGGAAAGAAAAACAAGAGGAGAAGAAGAGCUUGUGGUUGGGGUGUCCCAGAGCCCGUGCUUCCAUCUCCAUUUCACUGUUKGAUAUGGGAAGAGGGGCAGAAGUAGAAAUCCUAAAGCAGAGAGCCCUUGGAAGCAGCAGAAAGUGCAUGGCAGAAAAACAUAUGCUUCCUCACGGGAAGGUUGGAGACUGCACCACCACCAUCAAACUUUGUCCCUGAUGUAGUUCAGACCAAGAGACAAGAACAGAAAACACAGAUCACUUCACCUCUCCCUCCUCCACCAUCUCUUGGAAUGGAAACAAAAUUGAAAACCUGCUGACACAGAAUCUCGCAGGACUAAGGAUAAAGCAGCCGUUUCUGGAGCAGCUCACUUGGGCAUAAAGCCUGGAGAGGUUGUGACAGAAUGUCUUCUGAAGGCUUUCUGAAGGAAAUCCAAGUCAUUGGUGAGAAGUUUCUCCUYAAGCUCCAGAAACUGCCCAAGGCUGAGCCAGUGGAGAUUGUCUGCUUUUCUGUGGUUCUUCUGUUUAUUGCUACUGUGCUGGUGCUCACCAUCAUUGCCUGCAGUUGCUGCUGCUACAGCUGCUGUGGCUGCGAUGGACACCCUGACCCCAGGCACAGGAAGAGCCAAGUCCGCCCAGCUUCCCACUGAUGAAGUGACACAGCCUGCUAUCAAGGACAUGCAUGGACAUCGUGAUUCAGUGCCAUGGGAAUGACUUUCCACACUAGCUCACUGAAAAUGGCAAUAACAAUAUUAAUUAACAUGACUCAGAGGACCAGAAAUCACAGCGUGGAAUUCCUUCUCUCUGUGACAGCCACCACAGUGACCCGAAAGGUAAAGCUCCUUUACCAUCACUGUCUCCCUCUUCUGGGGGUGGGAUGGGAUGGGAGGGCAUGGACACAGGUUGCUGAGGAAAGACACAGCUUUCCCAAAGUCAGCCCUGCAGCUGGGCCAGCUGAGGAUCCCCUCAGAUCCACAGAGCCACAGAUCAAAGCAGAGGACACGGCCACAGGCCAGGCACUGCCUGCUCUCCUCACCAGUGGCUAAUCCAGAAUAAUGGUGCUGGCCAUUUGCAAAACCCACCGACACCACUGGGAGGUCCAGAUACUCAGGGCAUCGUGGAUCAAGGCCAAAGCUGCUGCAGGAGACAYGUUUAGCUGAGAUACCUGCUGAAAGCCACAAACAGUGGACCUUUUGAUCCAGAUGUGGCAGCUGAGGCUCUGGGUACAGCUGGUCACAACUGCCCCGGCGUCAUUUCAUUGGAGAUACAAUGAUGGGAAAUUGCCAAAGAAAAAACUGUAUCAUGAGGAAUACUCUCUGUAAACACGAAGAUGAAGGCAAAAAGGAAAAACUCACCAACCCUAUGGCUUAUUUUGAUCAUUCUCUGCUCAAUAUGCUCCCUCUCCACCCCCUGUGGUUCUACUCUUCUGCUCAUUGCAGAUGCAUGGUUCUUGCAGAGCACAGGAGCUCCUGGAGGUGAACAAAUCCCUACCCUUACUUGAGGGAUCUGUGUGCCUGGCUCCCUGCACUGUGUGCAGUUUAUUUUAGUGGACAUGAACAUGAUGCCAGGACUGUGUUUAUGAGCAUGCACAGAGGCAUUUCAGGGGAGCGACACAUGAUGGGAGCCAUCACGCCAGGGUAUGUGUGCAGCAGCUGACAGCAGGCACGGUGGCAGAGCAGAGCCAAGAAUGGGCUGUUGGGCUGGAGUUAACAAGUGCAAAUAAAUCCCUUUUCCAUGCUGCAGCCACUGUGUAUGUUUGGUUUACACUCCAGUGAACUUCCGAAAAGGAUUUAUGGACGUACAAGGCUGUAGCACAGGCUGUGCCACUUUCACAACUGGGACAGCACAACAAGGCCACAAUUCUGCACUAAACUCUGAACCAGUGGUGUUUCAGCCCCAAAUAUGAGACCAACCACCUUCAUGAGAAUCUGUAUGGAAAAGUCAUCUUCUGCCUCUGUAUCCCAACUAAGUGCAGAGGAGCCAAAGGGAUUUCACAUGAAUGUACCAAAACAAACAUUCAGGAGAAUAAAAUCAUCACGUUUCAACAGUGGGCUUUAAAAUACUCUUUACACUUCAGAAGGUACAGAAAAAUAUGAAAACACUGUAAAGAAAUGUAUUUUCUCUGUUGCCUGCACCUGUAUUAGUAAAGGUACAUUACAGCUUCUUAUGUAUUUAAUGCACUUUAUUUUUUGUCAACAAACCAAAUCUAGAUUUGGCAUUUUUGUACUGCUGCACAUUGGAAUAUAUCUGCAGCCAGAAACAUAGUGAASAGCCUAAGAAUGAUAAGAAAAAUAAAAUUCCUCAAACUACCAGUGUUGAUUUUAAAUUAAUAAAAAGAAAAAAACUUUCCAGUAGAAAAUGAGGAUGUUCCUUAGAAAACAAAUAUUUGAGCCCCAACUUGACAACUGCCAACAGCAGACUGCACUAGCACGAGCUACUGCAUGCACAAUUACACUGAGAUUAACAAAGUGCUGGCUUUUAUUAGGCUAUCCUCAAGCUUUCACUGCCAACCAAUAUGUUUAGGAGGAAACAACCUCAAGCACAGCAUCAAUUUAAACAUUCAGAGAUGCAUCACAUCAWCCUCCUGUCAGAUAAGUCUUUGCUCAUUUCAGUCACAAACAAGUGGCAAAGUGACAUCGGGAGCCUCAGAAACUCUUUUGCAUGAGACAGACUCAACAGAUGUUUUUCCAUCUAGAUUAAGUCACGAGACCUGGGGAAGAACAGAGCUCACUUUCUUUCCAGGCUUGUGCUAGACAGUGCCAGCUCCAGACAUGAACAGCAUCCCAUUGAGGGCUGUUCCAGCAGCACGGAGCCAGCCUGUGCUAAGCCAGGGGGAAGCUUGGCAGGCUGGACACACACCAAGAGCUGACAGGUUGCUGUCACUGGGAACAAGCUGCCAGACCUUAUCUCAACAGGAAAAGCUAYAAAUGCAUGUUUUCCAGUGGUGGUACAAGCUAAACCACUGACAGAUACYAGGCAGAGGGACAAGAGAAAUGGCUCCUGUCUUAUCUYGGCCACUGYGAGUUCCUGAAUUAGAAACAGAAUAAACAUGGCACUGYUAAAGAAAGGGAAGGAGAGAAAAAUAAGCAAUCCUCUAAAGGAUUCAGGUGGCUUUCCUGAGCAGAGGAGCGACCACUGUAUAGAGGGGGCCAAUUUCUACACACUUGACUGGACCUCACAGGUCUAAUGUUCUGCUUUGGGUUAUUUUGUACCAUUGCACUCAGCUGGACUAUUCCUACAGCUGGGAUUCAGAUAUGUUUGCCUGAUCUGCUGCUUCCUUACACGCAUUCAGGGUAGUCUGAAACAUGCCCACCAAGUCCCCAGCUUCCUGCAGCUCUUCAGUUCUGCUGACUACAAACCUGCUGGUCCCUGUGUCCCUGCUCAGCACUCACACAACCUUUCUGUUUUGGGCUUCAAUCAUAACUCAAAUAUAGGGACACAUAGUGUGCACUAGUGAGGAUGAAUCCUCUUGUUUCAGCCUGCAGAGGGAGAGUCAGAAAAGCACAGAAUAAGGCAAGGCUGCUUCAAGCACAGCAACUGCCAUACAUGCUGUGAAAGCCUAGAARGAACUGCACAGGAAUACCGUUAUUUCAGUCGUGGUGAUAAAAGUGUUGAAAUAGUUUCUUUCCCCAAGGAACCUCAAAGAGCCAGUAAGGCAAGCCCCUCCAGCAGAAGUGGUUGAAGUUCUACUGAUGACUUAGUGGAACAGCUUCUGUUCUGUAAUGUUAUCCCCCUGGUUUCAAAGUGACUUGCUUGGCUUGUGAAAGAUCAGUUUCCUAUUACACACACACAGCCUCACACACCACACUCCUCCUUCUCUCCUCCUUCCUCUCUCCAGCACCAUCCCUCUGSUCUUCUCCACUCAGGAAAGUGAAUUUUAUUGCUGGUCACAGCAGUGCAAUGCUCUGGAAUAGGUUUAUUUGGACUGCAGGGCAGUCCUGUUCACUGUCUCACUUUAGGAAGGGCAGUUUCCCAUUGGAGCUUGCAAUACAGAUCCAGUCAGGAUCCACAAAACACAGCCCUCUUCUCUCCACUGCAGCCUGCCCCAGACAGASGACAGAGUGGGCCUUCACAAGCACUGCAACAGGUGUGGAAGUGGAUAAAGCCAUGGAGAAGAAGAAAUGUGUGAGGAACAGCUGAAUAGGGACUUUUUAGUUAGGCCAAGACCUUUGAUUUGACUAUAUUAGCCACACCUUUACAGCAAUAUCAGCUGUUAAUCAUUUA